Messenger RNA from Pollicipes pollicipes, 423 nucleotides. RefSeq names its product glycine-rich cell wall structural protein-like. The transcript has 3 exons. The record is from RefSeq and is a predicted model, not a curated record. The coding region runs from base 1 to 423 and encodes 140 amino acids. Lineage: Eukaryota; Metazoa; Arthropoda; Thecostraca; Pollicipedomorpha; Pollicipedidae.
AUGAAGCGGUUCGUCAUCCUGCUGAGCGUCGUCUGCGCCGUCAGAGGUCUCCUCGGAGGCGGCCACCGCGGUGGCGUGGGCGGCUCCGGCGGAGGUCUGCUCGGCGGGUCAGGAGGGUUCGGCGGCGGCUCUUCGCUGGGUGGAACGGGAGCCACCAGCCAUCAGUUCGGAGGCUUCGGAAUACCCGGCACGGCCACGGGAUCUGCCGGCGGCAACGUCGUCUCGGGUGAAACGACAGGCCCGGGUGGCGUAACUUCAGUCACCAGCACGAGUGCCAAGGCGGAGGGCUCCGCCUUCGGCGGCGGCAGCAGCUUCAACGUGGGGAAGGCCAGCAGUGCCAAGGGCAGUGGCAUCCUGGGGCAGUUCUCGACCUCCGACACUGGAGCUGUCUCCGUUCAGAGCGGUGGGGGAGGAUACUACUAA